AUGUCGAGGUUUGAUUUGCACUCGGAGCCCCCGACGGGUACGAAGUUCCAUGAGCGCUAUAAACACGCUCUGGUGAAAGAAAACCUCGCGGCUUACCGGCCGGUGAUGCCUCCAUUACUGAAGGACAGGCUCGAAAUUAAUCUCGAUGUUAUCGAUCGAAACGACCUGCUCAUCCUCCUUCACACGCUAGUCAACGAUGACAGCCUCCUGUCGGUGGCAUUCGAAAGCCAUCUCCUCCGAGACAAUCCCCAGCUGACGCACGACAUGAUGAAGCUCCACUAUCACAGCAACGUCCGACUCCCUAUCUACACCGAUCCUGAGAUUAUGUCGUCGAUUUGCAACGCUCUCUACCGUCACUUGAUUAGAAACGAGUGGUGUCUCGCGGUUUUCCGCCUCGUCGGAAUCCCAAUGUCGGAAAAGCAUCUCGCGACCGUCACCGCCGCAUUUCCCGCCGCAAAGUCGAUGAAAAUUUUGAGUCUCGAGGAAAUGCCUCUGUACCCGAAACAAGUGAAUGUUUUGGUGAGUGCGCUCCCCCUGUUGUCGUCGCUUAUGAUUCUGAAUUUGUCGAGCUGUGGUCUCAGCUCGAAGUUGAUCGCUCAAUUGUGCGCUUUCAUCGCCGAAGACAACAAACUCGAAAGACUCAUCCUCAAUUCAAAUCCAGUUGGAGACAGCGGGGUGCUGGAGCUCGCGAAAUCUUUGGAACAGAAAAAUAAAUUCCGUGCUCUCGAUUUGCAAAAUUGUGGGAUCACUGCGACGGGAUGCCGAGCUCUUAUCCAGAUGCUCUACUCAAAUCGUUCCGUCGAGGUUUGCGACAUUCGAAGGAAUCCCGCUAUUCCGAGGGACAUCGCCCUCGACAUCGCGAAGAUCAUGCUGGAGAACAAUAAGGACCAUUCGAAACAAACGUGUUACCGACCAUUGCGCAUCACGACAACGGCACCGAUUUCGGUGGUAGACGAACCGAUCAGUACUUCGGCAAUCGAGAAGCCUCGAGGCUCUCUGCCUCCCAGAGAUUAUCCCUCCGUGAAGCUCCCCCAGAAAUCUCGACAAAAUUCGUCCGUGGUGAACGCCUCUGCUGUUGAUGAUUCGUCGAAGAACGAUGGGGUAUUUGUGUCCAAGGAGUUCCUAUCUCGACUGGAAACAUCCCUCAUGAAGUUUCAAGUGCUCCUCGAUUACCUCGAACAAGAACGAAACCAAGCUGGAGCUGAGGACUCAAGGACCAAACCGGGGAAUGUUCCUGAACGGCGUCAGCCGCAAAGAUCAAGUCUCCCGGAGAAGCCCGGGCCAGCCUCGCGAGAUCGAAGCUCGGGACUGGAGUCCACCACGAGCAAUACUGGGAACUCGAACUCGAAGUCAGCGUUGGACGCACCUUUCUCGGCGAACUCCGAGUCUCAACUCUCAAAGAGUGGAGGAUCCAAGUCGCCGCGAUCAUUUUCUCACGCGAUGGACCCCACGUCUUCAGCGAAUCGACCCGAGAUGCCGAGUGAGAAUUAUUCAGAUAGUUUCGUGUCCACCUCGAAGGAGGACGAAGAUCCGGAACCUCCAUCGAAAUACCGAGAAAUUCUUUCGAUGGGUUUCCCAUCUCAGUCCAGCUCUGGCCAGGACACCAUCAAAGAACAGACAACGACGACGGCGACGACUCCAAAGAAGUCUCACACAGAAAACUAUGAAGAAUCGGUUCAAGAUGCGGAAGAUAUAACAAUCACUUCCGACAAUGUCACGGACAGUUUCGGGGCGAACCUCGCGUCGAUCGAGGGCAUCACCCGACAGUCCUCCUACUUGAAGAUCGCUGAGGAAAUCUACAAAGAUCCGCAUAUUUUGGAAAGUACUCGCGCAUCCGCUAUACUGGGGGAUGAAGACGAUUACGACGACGUGGUGGUCUCAUCGAAGAAGAGCUCCUCGAGUUCUAAGAAGACGGAAACGAAUUUGGAAGAACUGGAGGAGCGGCUGAAAAUCAUUAAAAACAAGUACAACGAAAUAGAGGAGCCACUGAGAAGACUGGGCGCUGCUUUCGGAACUGCUAAAGGCCAUCUUGCGAGGGAUUCCGAUGAGGAAGAAGAUGAUGGGAGCCGAGUUUCAGACUCUGAGCCCAGGUUGAAAAAACCUCUCAAACUAGAUGAUGUUUCCAUAUCUGAUAGCUGGAUCGCCGAUGCGAUAGGGGAAUCUAAUGAGCGCUCUUCGAACUCAAUCCCGACUUCGUAUUCCGCCGAUCUCACGGGUUCGGACCUGGAAGACUUCUAGGUCCUCGAGUCUCGGUUCUCAUUUAUUGAUUAUGUAGAUGUAGAUGUAGAUACAUUCAUACCUAUGCCUCGCAUGAUCCCGAGGAAUUCGUGAAUGGAGAAGUCACAA
This is a messenger RNA of Galendromus occidentalis (western predatory mite), 2346 nucleotides long. RefSeq lists its product as uncharacterized. NCBI's taxonomy places the organism in Eukaryota, Metazoa, Arthropoda, Arachnida, Mesostigmata, Phytoseiidae. The transcript is spliced from 2 exons. The record is from RefSeq and is a predicted model, not a curated record. Gene Ontology annotation, molecular function: protein binding. Bases 1 to 2238 code for a protein of 745 amino acids.